Psilocybe cubensis is the source of this 1578-nucleotide messenger RNA. RefSeq lists its product as uncharacterized. Gene Ontology annotation, molecular function: 1-acylglycerophosphocholine O-acyltransferase activity; 1-acylglycerol-3-phosphate O-acyltransferase activity. Gene Ontology annotation, biological process: lipid modification; glycerophospholipid biosynthetic process. The transcript is spliced from 7 exons. Lineage: Eukaryota; Fungi; Basidiomycota; Agaricomycetes; Agaricales; Agrocybaceae. Gene Ontology annotation, cellular component: membrane; endoplasmic reticulum. Bases 1 to 1578 code for a protein of 525 amino acids. The record is from RefSeq and is a predicted model, not a curated record.
AUGGACGCGUUAUUCAUGCCGCUGGCUAACGCCGUCGGUGCCAGUGUGGACCAAAUAAAGCUUAUUUCAUGUCUGCUUAUUGCCUACCCUCUCGCGAGCAUUUUUGUCCGGAUUCCGAGCUCCCAACCGGCCCUCAGACACUUGUACAGCAUCGUCGUCGCCCUCCUGUUCUUCUUCCCGGUGCUGCAGAUAUACUCUGCAUUCUUUCAACUGUUGGGCAGUAUUUUGGCGACGUACUUUGUGACCAAGUAUGAUAAGAGCUCGAGAAUGCCAUGGGUUGUGUUUACGAUCGUUAUGGGACACCUAACAGUCAACCAUGUAAUCCGUGCCAUCUACGGAUUCAGCUACGAGACCAUGGAGGUUACCGGUCCCCAGAUGGUUCUCACCAUGAAGUUGACCACCUUUGCCUGGAACGUAUACGACGGACGCCGCAAGGAAGAGGAGUUGGACAAAUGGCAGCUUUCGAAGCGCAUUACCCAAUACCCUUCUCUUCUUGAAUUCCUUGGAUACUCAUUCUACUUCCCAGGAAUCCUUGUCGGGCCCUACCUCGAUUAUCCUGAGUACAUGGAACUCAUCAACGAGACCAUGUUCCAGCACGCCCACGUCAAAGCAGCUCUCAAGGACGGCCACAGGCUUCCUCCCGGCCGUAAACGCGCUGCUUACACCAAAAUGUUCAUGGGCCUUGUCUACCUUGGUGCAUUCGUCCUUCUUGGACCAACCUACAAUUUCUCUGUUGCCUUGAAACCAGGAUUCACUGAUAUGCCUUUGUGGAAGCGUAUCCUCGUCUUCCAAUUGGGUGGCCCCAUUGAGCGUGCCAAAUAUUAUGCUAUCUGGACCCUAACAGAAGGUGCCAGUGUGCUCACUGGGCUAGGAUUCACUGACUUUGGUCUCCAUGGCAAACCCAACUGGGACAGGGCAGCAAAUGUCAAAGUGUGGACUAUUGAGUUCCCGAGCAACUUCAAGGUGCUCUUGGACGCAUGGAACAUGAAGACAAACGUGUGGCUAAGGGAGUGCGUAUACAAGCGUGUCACCCCCAAGGGUAAAAAGCCAGGCAAUCUCAGCCAGAUGAUCACAUUCUUCACCAGUGCUUUCUGGCACGGCAUUGCAAGUGGAUACUAUCUCACUUUCAUAAUGGGAGGCUUCAUCACAGCCGCUGCCCGACAGGCACGCGCUAACUUCCGCCCUCUCCUCGUUCCACCCACCGCCCCCAAUACUCCUCCUCCCCCGCCCACGCUGAUCAAGCGCAUCUAUGAUAUCGGCUCUAUCGCACUCUCCGCUAUGAUACUCAACUACUCUGCAUCGGCCUUCAUAAUCCUAUCAGGCCGCGAUUCGAUCACAACAUGGAAGGCUCUGGGUUGGUACGGGCACAUCAUCAUCUUUGGAAGUUUGAUAUUCUUCUACGCUGGUGGCACGGCGUACUUCAGGAAGCUCCAGAAGAAGAAGGGCGUUCUCCCUCCUCCUAGGAGCGCGAAAAAGCCCGCUGAGAAUGGUAACGGGAGCGCAACAGGUACCCCUGUUUCGGAAAAGAACUUUGUCUUGCCACCUUCUGUGGACAAGUUCGUGCCUCCUCCUCAGUGA